AUGGCAACUGAAGGUGUGGUCGCUCCUGUGGACGUUCCUGUUACAGGCAAUUUUGCGCCUACAACUGAAAUUACUACAACCCAUUAUUUUGGUGGAGUGCUCGAUUUGUUUGCAGUGCUUCGUUUAGUGCCUAUUCAAUCCAAAGCAUCAACUAUUAAUGAGGGCGAUGGAAAAUUAUUUUCUUUUUUUGGCAUCUUGGAACCAAUUGCUAUUUUCAUAUAUCAACCCAUAUACGAUGCAGUCGUUUUUGCGUCUAUUGAAUCAUUUCCGAAUUUCCUUUUGUUCAACAUUGAACUCUUCUACGUACCAAAUGUGCUGAUUUUUAUUGCUUGCUAUUUUCUAAUGCGUCGUCGUAAUUCAAACAUGGCUGAACAUAACAGCACCGAAAAUUUAUAG
Drosophila albomicans is the source of this 396-nucleotide messenger RNA. RefSeq lists its product as uncharacterized. The transcript has 4 exons. Bases 1 to 396 code for a protein of 131 amino acids. The record is from RefSeq and is a predicted model, not a curated record. NCBI's taxonomy places the organism in Eukaryota, Metazoa, Arthropoda, Insecta, Diptera, Drosophilidae.